Messenger RNA from Aureobasidium subglaciale EXF-2481, 720 nucleotides. RefSeq lists its product as uncharacterized. Bases 127 to 591 code for a protein of 154 amino acids. NCBI's taxonomy places the organism in Eukaryota, Fungi, Ascomycota, Dothideomycetes, Dothideales, Saccotheciaceae. The transcript has a single exon. The record is from RefSeq and is a predicted model, not a curated record.
UAUUCUCAUAAACAAUUGGCUGGUUCUCAACCGCGAGCAAUCAUUGUGGACUGAAUCACAUGAUUUGACAUCAAAUUAUUGUUGUAAAUUCCUAGAAAACCGCGGGAGUGCUUUCUAUCGCGAUAGAUGGGCCAGAAUGAUCGCCGAACGAGCGGAAAUAGUUCAAGUAGCCAAUUAGAGCCCGUACAUGUGAUUAUGCACUCAUAUAUCGGAACAUCCAGCGUGUUGUCGCCAUCUUCAGAUCGUGCCAGGGUUGUACAAACAGCAUCUACCGACCACACUAAGACUUUUGGCCAAUUUCUGUUCCUGCCCUCUCUUCUUUCCUUUUGCAGACGACGUUGGCAACCGCUGCUGUACGUCAUCGCGGAUGACGCCCUCUCCCAGCACAAUCACGAGAGCUUAAGCUCUGCAGUCUUCUGCGAUCUCGAGAUAUCUGCUGAGAAGAUAUUGACACUUCUAGAAAGAGUCACACUUAACAAGCCAAUCUUUAUAGGCGACCAAGCAACUCCGUUAUUGCUUGACCAAAUUUGCGUUCAUGGGCAGCUGCGAGUCAGAGCUUCUUUUAUCUUCGCCAAGUCGUAUGUGGCUUGAGACUAUAAUCUGAUAAGAUUCUUAGCGUGGCCGAAUCAACCGAAUGUACAAUGCAGGCCUCGUAAUUGCCGAUUCUACAGCACAUCGAAGAAUGAAGAGGAACAGCAGGAGCGAGUAGUUGUUCAUGCU